Elephantulus edwardii (Cape elephant shrew) is the source of this 549-nucleotide messenger RNA. RefSeq names its product microfibrillar-associated protein 2 (gene MFAP2). Gene Ontology annotation, biological process: embryonic eye morphogenesis. The record is from RefSeq and is a predicted model, not a curated record. The transcript is spliced from 8 exons. Bases 1 to 549 code for a protein of 182 amino acids. Gene Ontology annotation, cellular component: microfibril. Lineage: Eukaryota; Metazoa; Chordata; Mammalia; Macroscelidea; Macroscelididae.
AUGAGAGCUGCCUACCUCUUCCUGCUGGUCCUGCCUGGCCUGCUGGCUCAGGGCCAAUAUGACCUGGACCCCCUGCCUCCAUUCCCUGACCACGUCCAGUACACUCACUACAGCGACCAAAUAGAUAGCCCAGACUACUAUGACUAUCAAGAGGCGACCCCUCGGCCCCCCGAGGAGCAGUUCCAGUUCCAGUCCCAGCAGCAAGUCCAACAGGAAGUCAUUCCAGCCCCAACACCAGAACCAGGAAACACAGAGACGGAGCCCACAGAGCCUGGACCUCUUGAUUGCCGCGAGGAACAGUACCCAUGCACCCGGCUCUACUCCAUCCACAAGCCCUGUAAACAGUGUCUUAAUGAGGUCUGCUUCUACAGCCUCCGCCGUGUGUACGUCAUCAACAGGGAGAUCUGUGUCCGCACAGUCUGUGCCCACGAGGAGCUCCUCCGAGCUGACCUAUGUCGUGACAAGUUCUCCAAGUGUGGUGUGAUGGCCAGCAGUGGCCUGUGCCAGUCUGUGGCAGUCUCCUGCGCUCGGAGUUGUGGGGGCUGCUAG